Molecule: messenger RNA, 5276 nt
Organism: Danio rerio (zebrafish)
Lineage: Eukaryota; Metazoa; Chordata; Actinopteri; Cypriniformes; Danionidae
Source: RefSeq, a predicted model, not a curated record
ACAUGGCCAUAGAGGGAUAUCAAACCAUGUCGCCCUGUCUUCUAGAUUUAGCUGCGUCACACAGAUUACUUCAGCACUGAACGGUACCGUCGCAACGGAGCCAGGUUCAUUAAUCAAAGCAGCAUGCUUUAUGAGUAAUAGGAUGUCUAAAUAUUACAUCAUACAUGCUAAACAGGAAUAAAACAUAUGAAUGAGAGAGACUGAGAGAGGGAAAAAAAGCAGGGAGAUGAUUUGGUGGCGUGUGCAGAUCCUGAAUAUAAAACACUGAAGUCAGCAUCCCCCCUCCUCAUCAGCAGCAGCAGUAUACUGUAGGUUGAGUCUGUGCUGCAUUUCUCCACCUACCCCUCCCCACCAUCCCAUGAUCCUUCAUCUCGCUCUUUUUGGGUUCCUCCUUUCUCUCUCUACCUCCUCUCACAGAAAACCCUAAAAGCAAGGGAUGUGAGCGGAUUGCCAGCAGCAGCAGAGUCUGUGCAAAAAUAAUCAGAGUAUGAUCAUGCCUGGAAGAACGGAAAAGCAUGGAAAUGGCUAAGAGAGGCUGGAAAGCAAAGUAACUCACGGCUGCAAAUGAGAGAAAGAGAACGGGGGUAGGUAGAAGAGCGAAAACUGGCAUGAUGAGGACGAAACAUGGACCUUGCCGACACAAAACACUGGAAAACAUAUAAGACAGCAAGAGCUCAAAAUCCUCUACUGCUGCUUUAGAAGACUUAAGACCAGGAAGAGUGAUCAGAACGGAUAGGGACAUGUUCAGAAAGUAAUGAAAAGGAAAGCCCAAAUUGCACCUGCCUCAAUGCCGGCUAACCUGUUGCUCCUCCUCCUUUUUGGGGUGCGUGUUCUGGCCAUUUGCCCACCAAUGUGCACCUGUAGCAGAGGCCAUAGAGUGGUAGACUGCUCUGCGCGAGGGUUGGCAAUACUUCCCGAAAGCUUGCAGCACAACAUUCAUUUCCUCAACUUGUCUUAUAACAGGAUCCAAAAUCUUGAUGGGCUCCUCAAACAUUUCGACCACUUAAGAACUCUGGACAUCUCCUAUAACCAUCUGCACCACCUUCCUGUCGGUCUGCCAAGAGCUCUUUGGGAUAUACGUGCCUCAGGAAACUACAUCCGCCAACUGGAGAAGAACGAUACAGCCUACCACUGGAACCUUCAAAAUCUGGAUUUGUCAUUCAACUUGCUGGAACGUGCAGUUUUGAUUAACAACACACUGUCCAAUCUACAAUCUCUUAAUCUUAGUCAUAACAAAUUCUGGACUGUCCCGACGAACAUGCCCUACAAUUUGGAAAUGGUGGACCUUUCUCACAACUACUUGCUGCAGAUCCUGCCAGGUUCUCUUGAUCGCCUUCCUAGAUUGAAGAGAUUUUACCUGCAUGCCAAUCGCUUCACAUCAUUAAGCAAAGAUAUUUUUAAUCAACUGGAUGAUCUGCAGCUCCUCACACUCGGAGACAACCCUUGGGCUUGUGAAGAUGAGGAGAAUAUAAACCACCUGCUGACUUGGAUGCAAAAAACCCCUGCAAAGGUUUUGGGCUGCCCCUGCUACACUAGACCUACAUGUGGCGAGGUCCACCUGGCCACCAGGAGAACCUGGCACUCAGCCGCAUUCACAGAACAACCGUUAGGUGCUGAUGCUCGCCAUCCUGGCCACAGAGUCCCACUGCAUGCAGUUACUUCUGGGUACUUGUCCAAGUCAGCCCAGUUGAAUGUGGCUCUCAAUGCAAAUGCAAUGAAUACUUCUGAGGCAGGCGAGCAGGUACUGAUCUUGGGUGGAGGAUUUCGUACAUCAACUCCACAUAGCCUGUCCACACAGUCAAGCACAACAAUUCGAACACGUAGCACCAAGAAGGCCCAUCCAGGCAAAGCUCAGAGCACAAGCCAUCAAAUCCACAAACGCAGCUUUGAAACCACCAUCUGGAGCCUUUUAUGUACUGUUGUCAUUCUCCGUGCUUUGUGAUUCUGCAUAAUCUCUUUAACUAAACCUGCUGGUUUGAGUCUUGAAAACAAACAACAACAAAAAAGCAAAACUAAAGACAUCCACAACAUUCUGGCUGUCUUCUUGAGCAUUCAUCCAUGUAUGUAAUCUCUGCCUGCUUCGAAUUACCACCGUUUACAUAGUGUGACCAAGAGCUGCAUUACACAAACUACCAACAUUUAGACACAGAUACAAGUGCACCACAGUUUCCUGAUGUGGAAAAGUGAAUGCUCUUUCCAGUGUUAUGCUUGAGCAUCGACAGAGAUUUAUGCCUUUCACUGUUUAUAAUAUGUACUAGACUGAAACACUUAAGAUGCUGUGUUCUAUGAUUACAGACAUGGAGACUUUAAAUGUUGAAAUAAAAAUAAAACGUGAAAAUCCAUUUUGUUUUACUAUGAUUAUAUACAGUAUAUGAACACAUAGUCAACAUGGCCUUGCAGCAGACUGGAAAAGGGCAAAUCCUUAAACACAAUGAAGCAGAGCUGAUAGUCCAUGUCAAGAGAGGUUUAAACUAAGUGGAACCUUUAUACACGCUGGCUUCCUCAGCUCCCAGAGCAAUCCCAUGGUGCAUCUUUGUACUAUACGAGAACCAUCAAGCUUGGCCAGCCAUUUUACACUCCAGUACAGAAUGGUAAAUUGAUCAAAUUAAUGCCAGCACUCCAUAGAGAGGUGUUUAACAAAAACAGAAGGGGGGCGGGUGUACAAAGCUGGUAAGGAAACAGUCAGCACAACCUUUCCUAUGGAAGAGCAGAGUUUGCUAUAAAAUAAAGUCAAUAAUUGCCUUGGCUAUAUCGUCACACAAGAUUAAAAUUGUCAGCGGUUUGUUUACAUACGUGCCAGUAGAAUGAAGAAGGGAUUUUCCAAGGCAAAUUUAGUUUUUUCCUCAUUCACUGUUAUACCUUUGGUGGUUUUACAUGACACUAAUAGAGUUUAUAUAUUAAUUUUUAGCACUGUAUUUGUCCUCACAAUAAUAGCAGGCUAAUAGAUAAACUUUUAUUUUACUUGAGGCCUUCAAUGACCUGAUAAGCACAUGAUCUUGUUUGUAAGAUUAAUUACUUUAAAGGGAAUAAUCUGGAUUAGUUAGCAACUUAUGAUUGACCUGAUACCCACUUUACUACUGAGGUAAAGCAUUCUACCUUAGGUCACAUGAAAAAAGAGAAGAAAUCUUUAAAAUCUUAGUUAAUUUUCACUGAAAACGUAGAGAGUUCCUUUAGCUUGAUGAAGCUUCAAACUAAUAUUAAAGCAUACAUUUUCAUUAAAGAUUAUUUGAUAUAUAACCAUUACUCUAUAUUCUACACUGCUUAUAUCAAAAUAAAGAUACAAAACAGACAGUGUUCGUUCCCUAAUAUUCCCUGAGAAUAUUUCAACAGCUCCACAUUAAGGCAUGAGAACAGUUCCUAUAUAUUGCAUUACUUAAUGGUUCCCUGAAGUACCUGUGAAUGUGCAGCUUUUUUGAUAUAUGAUGAAAUUUCACUGGAACGCAUAGUGUAGCUCCUCCCUGUUUUCAAAAAUAGCCAAAAGCAUUUUGUUUAUAUCACAGAGUUGCUGAGCUUAAGUACAUCUGACUCAUAACAGCCAGGGCAAUGAUGAUUCUGUCAACUUUGUUUAACGCAUCAAGUUAAUAACUGUUUCCCUACUUUAAAACACACUAUUCAAUGUAUAAUUCUAAGCAGUCCACAAAUCUUUGUGCACCCAUUUGUUUUGCGCAUAUGAUCUGUUACGGGCAAUCACAUCUCUGGACCAAAGCAGACCAAGUGUGUGUUGGGUAAAAAAAAAAAUCUGACUUCCCAAAUGGAAAGCAUGCCAGAAUCAUCAUCUACGUGCCAUUCACCAUAUAGAAAAGCAGCUGAAUUCCUUUAGAUUUUCUUAGUUGCCUGUAUGGUGACUGUUUAUGUCCAAUGUAUUUUCCCCUUUGCAAAGCAAAGAUCAACCUUGACCAAGCGCACCUAAACCAGUUCAUCAAGAUUUUCAGGAAAACUUAAGAACCACAGGUGCGUUGGAUAAUGGAUAAAGCUCUAAAGGUAGGUAGAUUUCCAGGAAAAGGACUGGACAUGCCAACUUAAAGGAAUAUCUUACUCAAAACUGUCUGUCUGCACUGAAAGUCAAAGGGGGCCACAGUUUCUUGGACACUGAAAUACUUUAAAAUAUACAAUUUUGUGUAACAGAAGAUGUUAAUCAAGUUUGGGAUGAAAACAGAGUAAACAUUUGCUCCUUUAAGUAGAGGGAAAAAAAAACUCCUUCAGCAGUAACAUACCUCCGCCUCCUGCAAGGGUGUUGCUUUAACACGUGAUACUCAAAUAAAAGCAUCACAUCGCUCAGAGACCCAUCCUUUCAACCUUCACGAGAACUGAGAGACACAACGAUCAGCCAUGGCGGAAGCGAAAGCCCUGAAUAUGGCUUCCAAAACUCAAUUUCUACUGCUGCUAGUGGCUGUGAUGAUUACAAGCUACAAUGCUGUUGGUGGCAUCGACACGGCUACAUACGAACCACUCAACUGCACAACCAAAUGCAUAACCAAUGGAACAUUCAACUGCACAAACAACUGCACAGCAAAUGGAACAUUCAACUGCACAAACAACUGCACAGACAAUGGAAUAGCCGCCUGCUUAGCCAACUGCAUGGUCAAUGUAACAGUCAACUGCACAAACAACUGCACAGCCAAUGGAACAAUCACCUGCACAGUCAAUGGCUUAAAUUUAAUAUACAACUGCACUCCUGGCAUCAACAACAUGACCAGCAGCAACAUCACCAUCAACAGCACAACCAACAACGGCACAACCAACAACAGCACAACCAACAACAGCACAACCAACAACAGCACAACCAACAACAGCACAAGCUGGACAACUCCGAGCUCAAACCAUGGCAACUCUAUUGCUCCUUCCUUUUCACUUGUGGGAAUCAUGGGUCUGUCUGGACUACUACUUUUCUAUGCAACCGACAUAAAUGAUAUUUUCACUAAUCUACACAUGCUAGUGGCUAGGGACAAGUAUUCGUAUGUAAUUAUUAAAUGAGGCAUGCAUGACUCCUAUGAAAUGAACCGCAUAUUACCAUUUAUUGACAUUCUACAGUGACUCAUGAAAGAAACUCACUGCUGCUAUGUUGUCGCUUGCGGUGAUCAUGGGACUGUCUGGACUACUUUUCUGCUCAAUUUGACAUUGGUGAUAUUAUUACUAAUCUACAGAUGUUAAUGGUUAAAAACUGGUAUUUUUAUGUAAUUAAUAAAUGAGGCAUGUAUGGGCCAUCUUAAAUGACCUUCACCAUAUCAUAUAUUGACAUUCUACAGUGACUCAUGAAUAAACAAUAAUGAAAGAAA